AUGGAUAAUAAAGCAAUUAAAAGUAAAUAUUUUAUAGUAGAUUACACGAUAAAGGCACCAAGGAAACCGUUUAUUUAGCCUUUAAAACAUUUUAAAUUAAUGAAUGAUAGAGCUUACUAAAAUAAAAUUAAAUAAGAAGAGCUAGAUUAUAUUGAAUCUCUUCAGGAUUAUUAUAAUAAUUUAGAAGAAUUUUAUUUGGCGCAACUCUAAAAAUACAUUUUAAACAAAGAAAAGUACAAAGUGCUAAACAGUAUUAAAGAGUUUGAUUUUAGUUAAAUUAUAGAAAACAACUGUUUUUGGUUACAAACGAAUAGUAACAAAGAAGGAUAGAAUUAUAUAAUGUAGUUUAAGCAUAUAAAUUGUUAUGGUAAGCAAAAGCAGAUUAAGCUUAAUAAUAUAAGAUUCUAAGAGAAUAAAGUUAGAGGAUCUUCUUUGAGUUUGAGAAUAGUUAAAUUUAAUUCUAAAGAGUAAAAGGAAUAAUUUAGUCUUUUUCACUUCUUUUCCUAAAAGAGCUAACAAAAAUUCCAACUAGCAAAAGCAAUCAAAAUAUAAAAAAAUAUCCAAAAUCAAAAAUUUAUUACUCCUGAGUAGAGUUGUUCUUCAUUUGAAAAUGAAGAUAUCACAUAAGAAGAUGAUAUACAAAGUGAGGAAAGGCAAAUGACUCCUUAGUUCUUUAAUUAACACUAAAUUUAAGACGAUGACAUAGAAUUUUAUGAUUCAACAACAACAAUUUUUGACUCAUCAAACAAAAAAAGACACAAUCCAUCAAGCAAAAGAGAUCUUUAAAAAAAUUAAAAAUAGAAUAUCAAUUAGGUUGAAUAAAGAUAAGGGAAGAAUUUAAUUGAAGAUAAGAACAAUAUAUAAUUAAAUAAUAAUAAAGAAGUAAUAAUGAUUCUAGAUGACAAUGAUUAAGAUAAAUUAACUGAAAUAGAGCAAUAGAAUAAAAGUUAUUUUCAGCUUUAAUAUAAUUCAAAAGCAGAUAAGAACUAAACACAUUAAAAUAGUGAACAAAAAAUUAGCUUAAAAAAAUAAAAUAUUAAUCAUGAAGAUAAUUAAAAUGGUUUUUAAAAAUGUUUCGAAAAAUAAUAAAUUUUAAGACUUAAUUAUGUAAAACGAUAAGACAAAUAAAGCAAAGAUCAAUAAAUAAAGCUCAUUGAACAAUAAUAAUAAUAAUAAUAAUAAUAAUAAAAUAUGAAUAAAAUAUAAUAAAAUUGCAAAAGCAAUACAAUUAGUUAUAGUAUAUAUCAUAAAAAUGAACCUGCUUUUAUAAUCAUUAAUGAUUGA
Molecule: messenger RNA, 1284 nt
Organism: Tetrahymena thermophila SB210
Lineage: Eukaryota; Ciliophora; Oligohymenophorea; Hymenostomatida; Tetrahymenidae
Exons: 3
Source: RefSeq, a predicted model, not a curated record